GAUCUUAUUAUUUCGGGUAAGGAAAUGCAGGAGGACCUGCGCCAGGAAGUCAUAGCCCGCAAUGUGCCGCAGUUGGUGGAAAUGCUGUUGGGCUCCUCCGUCGAAGGCGGGUCAAGGGGCGAUGGCAAGGUGGACCCCGCCACCUUUGAGAGUUGCCACAGGUAUGCCAUGAAUCACUUGAUGUUUCCUUAUCAAGAGGAGUCCUCCCCGGAGGCCGUGUGGAUCGACAUGAACCACUUCUUGGAACGCUAUCGCAGCGAAAAGCUGGUAGAAUUCGGGGAAGCCUUUAGGCAGCUGGCCAGUGUGGUGCUACAUCAUCCGAUCUAUGCAAAUCACAGGGUGAAAAACCUUCAGUGGCGACUAAUGGACUUUUUGCUCUGUGUAAACUACAGAGCUUUUCGUACGGUCCAUCACAAUUUGGAGGAAAUGGAGAAGAAUCGAAAGGAUAUCCUGGACGCCCUCACUCAGGCCACCAAUGAUUCGAAGGGGGUUCGAGAGGACCAGGAUUCAGAAACUAUAUCUGACACAUCUAAGGCUGAAGACAUUCUGUCUUCCCAUAAAGAAAAGAAAUCCAAUACAGAGAGCCAUAGUCCCAGUUCCAAGGAACAUAUUAGCUCAGAUAGUGCUGAUGGUCCUCCAACAAAUAAAUCACCGGAUCCGAAACCCUUUGAAUCGUUGAACACCUCGAAGUACAGGCGCAUCCCCAGUCACAAACAAAAAUAUGUGCGCUUUGCUAUAGAACAAGAUAGGAAAGAAAAGGAGAAAGAAAAGGAGAAAGAAAAGGAGAAAGAAAAGGAGAAAGAAAAUGAGAAAGAAAAGGGGAAAGAAAAGGAGAAAGAAAUGGAGAAAGAAAAGGAGAAAGAAAAGGAGAAAGAAAAAACAUCACCCGACCAGAAACCCAUUGAAUUUUUGGAAACCGUGGAGCACAGCUACAUUACCGAUGAUAAACCCCAAGCUAACCAGAUCUUUGUUAAGGAAAAGUUCGCCAUGAAAGAGGCCAAAAUGAAACUGAAAUUGAAUCUGACUCUGGAUGAAUCAACGGCGGAAAGACCCAAAAUCGUAAAGUACUUCAAAGAAUCGAAUGACCUGUUCUCCAGAAUUCAGACACCCUGGUGGCACGUGGAUGUGCAUGUCUUCCAUCCGCUGCAAAUCUUGGCCAGCAAUUUUACCAGGGGUUACGGAGACUAUUUGACCUAUCGCCUCAGGGUAAAUCGUCAUUCGGGGCGAAAGAUAAGCGAGGAGCACCAGUUGUUGACCGAACUGGUUGUCCUAUUCUUCAAAUCCAUAAAGGGUGCAGACCUCCAGAUGUUGGAUGAUAAGAUGGAGUUGCGGACGGAGGAGCCAAUCACUUUUGCGCUCAAACAUGUACUAGAAGGUCCUCACUUGGGUCAGAUUAUCAGCUCCCUGAAGCAGAUGCGCCACCUCUGGAAGUUUGUAGAGAGCCAUGUUAUGAAAAUGAUAUCUAGUGUGGGCUUGGAUACCCUGCAUUUUUUCAGUGUAGCUCUGCGGCGACUGCUCCGACCUGUGAUCGAGUUUCUGGUUUAUUUUGAGAAGCGUUUGAACAGUGGCAUUGAAAUCCCUACCCUGCAUCACUUUAUAGAUACUUCAAGAUGUCAUUUAGAAAGGAUCCAGUUGUUGUAUGAUCUUUCGAAGGAUACUAUUGACGAACAUGCAUCCUUGAGAGCCCUAAGAGUUAUAAGCACCCUAUUCACACAUAGUUCGAAGACUACUCAACCCAAGAUGCUGCGGUCCUUGAGUGCAUCCUUACUUCUCCACUCCUUGGAGGCCUACUGUCAUUUUCUAGAUAGCUGGUGGUCUACAGGGGAUUUCGAGGACUGGCAUGAUGAGUUUCCCUACGAAAGAAUCCUGAUCGAAGGACGAACGGAGUACACAUUGAGAAAGUUAUGGGUGCCAAUUGAAGAACUUCUAAGUAGCGGUUUGUUUAAUAUCAUCCAGCGGCAUAUUUUUGGAUCCAGUGAAGCAGUUGCCAUACUAUUUGAUAGCCGGAAGAUAAGUGACUUCAACUCUUUGCAUCGAAUCACUUCGCAGACAUCCCUGCACGAUUCACUAAUAUCUGGAGUUCUAGGGGAACUAGCUCCGUAUCAGAUAGAGAAAAUAGAGGAGUUGAACUAUGCCCCGGAUAUCCUAAAGCAGUUAGAGUCCUGUGAGCUGGAUGCAGUACGUCGGUUGUUCUACUCCUUUCAUAUGGAAACGAGACCGGAUCCAAAAAAACCCGUCUCAUUUUCGAUUGAUGAGCUGCUGAGAAACUUCCAGGCCUGUGUUCAUUAUACUCCCAUUUCGGAUAUAAUUUCCCAGGAGUUGCAAAGACUACUGCAUCGCAGAUGUCUGUUGGCCAACUCUUAUAUUUCUGAUGUGGUGAAGUAUUUACAGAUGGAGAACAUUGUAAGACACGUUAGAACAGUUUAUCUCCUCAUAAACUAUGAUCUCAUUCGGAGUGAGCUAGAGUUGUUUUUUGAGUUUCUCGGAAAAAAUCAAUUGAUAGAGGCCUCUAAUAAACUAAAAGAUAUAGUGGUUUCCCAGGAUCCCCGGAUGGGUUAUCUGUUUCAAGUCUCUUUAUCCAAACUACAACCUGAAUUAAUCUCUCUCAUGGUCAGCCUUGAUCCCUUACUUAAUCGAGUGAUCAGCCAGGAGCAAUUCGAGCAGAUGAACAUCUGCUUUCUACUAAAGAUGAACCUGCAAUUGGCACUAUAUCAGCUAAAAAAGUUGCCUACCUUUAAUAACUCCAAGCCAGAGCGAUUGGUCAAGAUUCUUCGAUCACUCCAAAAUUCCUUAGCUUCGGCACUUGAAGAGCAUCUGUCUCAUUUUGAUAAAAUUAACCAGCUUUUAAAGGAAUUUUAUGUCAUUGAACCCGAAAUGAAUGAAUCUUCGUUUUUAAUUGAGCUGAGAAUAAACCAAGAAAUGUUUAUGGUCCGUUUGAAGGAAAGAAUGGGUGAAGAAUUUGGGGGAUUCCCAUAUAAUAACAGCUUGCAUGAGGUCCUUAGUCUAACCGGAGUUUUCAGGUAUCAAUGGCUAAGAGUUUCGGCCCUCAUAAACGACUAUCGUAGGCAGAAGGCCAGAAACAUCUUUGAGAUGAAGUACGAUUGGUUGCGGAACAACUACCUGCAGUCCACUCUCAAAAAAUGCAAGGCAAUUGGUUGCGUCCUCAACCAAAAAUGAUAUUAUUGGUGAAAUUUUAUUAUAUUU
Drosophila subpulchrella is the source of this 3204-nucleotide messenger RNA. RefSeq lists its product as uncharacterized. Lineage: Eukaryota; Metazoa; Arthropoda; Insecta; Diptera; Drosophilidae. The transcript is spliced from 2 exons. The record is from RefSeq and is a predicted model, not a curated record. Bases 25 to 3177 code for a protein of 1050 amino acids.